Neopelma chrysocephalum (saffron-crested tyrant-manakin) is the source of this 370-nucleotide messenger RNA. Its product is annotated as lysine-specific demethylase 5C-like. The record is from RefSeq and is a predicted model, not a curated record. The annotation marks the transcript as partial. The transcript has 2 exons. Lineage: Eukaryota; Metazoa; Chordata; Aves; Passeriformes; Pipridae.
CUCCGGUGGUGUUCUGGGGGGUCUGGGGGUGCUCCGGGGGUGUUUCUGGGGGGUGUGUCUGUCACUGAAUCCCCCCCUUUCCUCCCCCCUCCAGCAGUGCCAGGCGCGGCCGUUCGAGAGCGAGGAGAAGGACCGGGAGUACAAACCCCACAGCAUCCCCCUGCGCCAGUCCGUGCAGCCCUCCAAGUUCAACAGCUACGGCCGCCGAGCCAAGCGCCUGCAGCAGGAGCCUGAGCCCACCGAGGAGGACAUCGAGAAGAACCCGGAGCUGAAGAAGCUGCAGAUCUACGGGGCCGGGCCCAAGAUGUUGGGCCUGGGGCUGGUGGCCAAGGACAAGACCCUGAGGAAGAAAGGUAUGGAGGGGGGGGGG